Molecule: messenger RNA, 2638 nt
Organism: Austrofundulus limnaeus
Lineage: Eukaryota; Metazoa; Chordata; Actinopteri; Cyprinodontiformes; Rivulidae
Product: contactin-2
Biological process (GO): axon guidance; brain development; cell-cell adhesion
Cellular component (GO): plasma membrane; axon
Molecular function (GO): cell-cell adhesion mediator activity
Source: RefSeq, a predicted model, not a curated record
AUAAAAACAACUGUGUCUGCACAGGUCGGACCACUCGUCUUCUUCCUGCUGAUCAUCAAACGGUUUCUUCUGUUCAAGAUCCUGCUAAAGCCAGAGGAUGGAGGUCUGUUUGGGUCUGCUGGUUCUGACUUCUGUGUCCUUUCAGGCAGCUGUUGGAGGAGAUGUGUGUGUGUCCGGUCAUGACAGUGGGCCAGUGUUUGAAGAACAGCCCAGCAGUUUAAUUUAUCCUGAGGGUUUGACUGAAGGCAAGGUGACUCUGAGCUGCCAGGCCAGAGCAAGUCCAGCUGCUACCUACAGGUGGCUUUUGAAUGGAACUGAGGUCCCACUGGGUUCAAACAGAUACACAUUAGUGGCUGGGACCCUGGUGAUCAGCAACCCGGAGUCUGUUCGAGAUACAGGAUCCUACCAGUGCCUGGCUAUCAACCGAUGUGGCACCAUUAUCAGCAGAGCAGCUAACCUGAAGUUUGGCUACCUUCAUGACUUCUCUCCAGAUAGUAGAAGUGCACAAACAGUAUAUGAGGGUGUGGGCACUUUCUUGGCCUGCCAGCCCCCCUCACAUUACCCAGCUCUGUCCUAUCGCUGGUUAAUAAACGAGUUUCCAAACUUCAUCAGAAAGGAUGACGGACGCUGGUUUGUAUCGCAGGUCACAGGUAACYUGUACUUGGCCAAAGCAGAGCCCAAUGAUACGGGAAACUACUUCUGCUUCACCACUAUCAACCUGGAAAUCAGCACCAAAAGUACCUUCAGCAAGGCCAACCCCCUCACUGUACUGCCUGAUGCCAAUGCCAGAAAGUCUGCUCCGAGCAUCAAAGUGCGUUUCCCUUCAGAGACGUACGCAUUAGCCGGRCACACCACCAUGUUGGAGUGCUUCGCUUACGGAAACCCAGUACCAAAGGUUAAAUGGAGGAAGAUCGAUGGUUUGAUGCCGUCCAAAGYAGGCUCAACGGCACAGAGUCCCACCCUCAUCCUGCCUGAGCUCUCCUUUGAUGACGAGGGUCUUUAUGAGUGUGAAGCCUCCAACUCUGAGGGCACCGACUCUUACCAGGGACGUGUCAAUGUGCAAGCUCAGCCUGAGUGGCUGCAGGUGAUGAGCGACUCGGAGGUGGAGAUCAGCUCAGAGCUCCACUGGACCUGUUUGGCUGCUGGAAAACCACGGCCCUCCAUCCGAUGGCUACGCAACGGACAACCACUCAACACCCAUGACCGAGUCCAGGUGAAUGGAGUUAAUUUAAAAAUCAGUAACUUGGCCCUGGAGGAUUCUGGGAUGUACCAAUGUGUAGCUGAGAACAAGCAUGGCACCAUCUAUUCUUCUGCAGAGCUAAGAGUCCAAGUCCAGGCUCCAGACUUCAGGCUGAACCCAGUCCGGAAACUGAUUCCAGCUGCCAGGGGGGGUCAGGUGAUGAUUGAGUGUCGGCCUCGAGCAGCACCGAAGCCCAUCCUGUUCUGGAGCCGUGGGACAGAGCUGCUCACCAACAGCAGCAGAAUCUCYGUAACUCCAGAUGGAACUUUGUGGAUCCACAACAUCAGCAGGGCGGAUGAAGGAAAAUACACCUGCUUUGCAGAGAAUUACCUGGGCAAAGCCAACAGCACUGGACACCUGUCUGUUAGAGAUGCCACUAAGAUCACACUGGCUCCCUCCAAUGCUGACAUCAACCAGGGGGAGAACGUCACACUGCAGUGUCACGCCUCCCAUGACCCCACCAUGGACCUGACGUUUACCUGGGCUCUGAAUGGAGUCCCACUGGACCUGGAGAAUUCUGCUGGGCCGUAUCAUCGGGUGGAAGGGAAGGAAAACAUUGGUGACCUACUGAUUGUGAAGGCUCAGCUGAGUCAGGCCGGAAUAUUCACCUGCACGGCUCAGACCGUUGUGGACAGCGCUUCUUCUUCAGCUAAACUGGUUGUCCGUGGACCCCCUGGACCACCUGGAGGUUUACUGGUGAAGAACGUGGCAGAGACGUCUGUGGAGAUAAGAUGGAGUCGUGGUUAUGAUAACCACAGUCCCAUUGGCAGAUACAUCAUAACAGGACGGUCUUCUCUGUCAUCAGAGUGGAAGAAGAUGAGGACAGAACCAGUGAACAUUGAAGGGAAUGCUGAGUCAGCACGAGUGAUUGGACUCAUGCCCUGGAUGGAUUAUGAAUUUCAGGUCAUUGCCAGCAACAUCCUGGGCAGUGGAGAGCCUAGCAUACCGUCACACAUCAUCCGCACACAGCAAGCAGCUCCUACAGUGGCCCCAAGUGGACUUGGUGGAGGAGGAGGAGAACAUCAUGAACUGAUUGUUACCUGGACGCCCAUGGCCAGAGAGUAUCAGAACGGUGAUGGUUUCGGCUACAUUUUAGCAUUCAGAAGGAAAGACUCGUCAUCAUGGUCAGAAGUCAGAAUUCCACAUGUGGACUCAUCUCGAUUCGUCUACUUCAACCAAAGCGUGAUGCCGUACAGCCCGUUUGAAGUGAAGAUCAAAGCAUAUAACCGGAGAGGAGAAGGUCCGUUCAGCCAGACUGUGGUGGUCUACUCUGCAGAAGAAGAGCCAACAGUGGGACCCUCAAGCAUCAACGCCACAGCACUGUCUGCUUUUGAGAUCCAAGUGUCAUGGGAGCCUGUCCAACAGCUCAGUGUCACCGGGAUUCUCCGAGGAUAUGAG